AUGUCUGGCAGACGCUUUGUCGGCCUCAGCGACGAACAGCCCGUCCCCCGCCUCUUGACCGUUAUAGGCAAGAAACCCACCGCCAAAGUCAUGAAGGAUACCGAUGUGGAUGCUCCGCCUCUGAGCAGCUCUGAUUUGAGCGACAACGGCGGAUUAUCAAGUCGAGGGAACAUUACAUCAAGUCACUUCGCCAGCUCUGGCCGUAAUAAAAAGUCACACCCAAGGCAAGAUAUCAAAAACGCAGGGUCCGGCAAGAAAACUGUUGCACCAGAAAAGCGUUUCGCGCAGACCCGGGCAUCUACACGGCCGGCCGCUAGGGGGGAACGUAAUGCAAGCUUGAAAGGCGCGAAUGGCCAGGAGGCGAUUGAUGACAGCGACAACACCAUCACAGGCUCCCCUCCCUCCAAGAAACCUAAGCGGACUUCACCGAGAGAUGGCGAGCGAGGUAGCCAGUUUGAACUUGACAUAUUUGCCAAGAAGUCGACGGCGACUCGGCGUUAUGGUAAAGGGUUUGGUGCUAAGCCCAGGCCGAAGGCGUCACCGGCGAGGACGUUCAAGCGCCCACCCAAGGAGCCUACAUCAGAAGCGGAGGAGCCGGACAGGUACAGGCUCAAGCUCCCUCCCUCACCGUCGGAGUUAAGAGACGAGUCGCUGUCGCCAACCCGCAAAUUCAAGGCCGUCCCAGAUCUUGGUUCACCCGCCAAAUCAUCUCCAGUACGGAAGAAGCGUCUGAUAAUGCCAGAUGACGAUAACCUAUUGUUUCCAAGGGAAUUACAAGACAAUGAGGAGUCGCAACGGCCGGUAUUCACAAUGCCGGACGAGCUCCCGGAAUCCUUCGUCGGAGGUGACAACGACAAAUUCGAUGUUGCCCUUUCCCAAACCACCGGCAACUCAUUCAAAGAACCCAAUAUCAUCUGGGACUCAAGCUCCCCCCUCACCGACCUCGAAACCACCAACCUAACCCCGCUCUGCCCGCUCUGCAACAAACCCGUCGACCAGGCGCAGCUCGACGAGUUCAAGGCGAGCCAGCCGCGCAUGACGGUAGCCGGGAUGCGGCGGUUCUGCGAGCAGCACCGGCGGCGGACGGCGCGCGAGACGUGGGUACAGAAGGGGUACCCGGACAUCGAGUGGCCGCGGCUGGACGGGCGCAUCGCGCGGCACUACGGCUUCCUGCGGCGGAUCCUCGAGGGCGGCGAGCCGUGCCACCACGGCGACCUGUUCCGCGACGCCGUCCUCGCCGGCCGCAACCGCACCCUGCUGCAUUCCGACGCCAACCUCACCCCGGGUUACUACGGCAUCCGCGGCCUGCGCGCCAUGACCGAGAACCUCAUCUCCGAGUUUGCCGCCCUGCUGCGCAGGCGGUCGGUCGAGGACCGCCUGAUCGCGGCGAGGGGCCAUACCAUGUACCUACAGGCCGUGCUGGUGCCGGAGUUGGCGGUGCGGUUGAUUAUGGAGGAUAUGGGCGUGGGUGUGGAGGAGGCCCGGACGAUCUUGACGGAGAGCAGCGACGUUGGGGAGCUGUUGAAUGAUGAGAUUCCUGACGUCAUAUUAGACGACGGUGAUGGUGACGACGAGAGUGAUGAGGCGGGGUUGAGCUAG
Chaetomium globosum CBS 148.51 is the source of this 1599-nucleotide messenger RNA. RefSeq lists its product as uncharacterized. Bases 1 to 1599 code for a protein of 532 amino acids. The transcript has a single exon. Lineage: Eukaryota; Fungi; Ascomycota; Sordariomycetes; Sordariales; Chaetomiaceae. The record is from RefSeq and is a predicted model, not a curated record.